GUCGACUGUCUGUACGCGCUGCGCGCUGGGGUUCGUUUCUUCGCCAGAACGCAAGUCUCCUGAUCAUUGAGUAAUAGUCAAAGUGUGCUGUUGUGCCGGACACCGGGUCCAGGGUGAAGUUUAUCAAGUGUUGCUGCCGGAAAAAAGAAAACACACCGUGUCCGUGUUUCACGUGUGUGUGUGCGUUUCAGUUUGGGUGCGUUUCAGUGUUCAGUGUGUUUCUUGCAGGUGUGCAUCAUUUCAUAAAAGAAAACCGCCUCAAUAGAAGGCGAGGAAGUGUAACGGCACAAAAGUCACCAUGGACGCAGAAUCGGAAGGAAUUCCACCGGUUGCGACCGGUAGUGGCCAGACGUCCGCCACCACCGACACAGAUUUUGACCUUGCGGCAAAACGAAAAAUGUUCAUGUCGCAACCCUCCACCGUGGCCAUUCGCCGACAGCAGGCAGUCUGCGUACGACGGGCGCACAAAAUCUACGGCACCAAAAGGAACCCGAACGUCAUCCUGGACGGGUUGAACAUGACGGUACCCAAAGGCUCGAUCUAUGGGCUGCUGGGUGCAUCCGGCUGCGGUAAAACGACACUGCUCUCGUGUAUUGUCGGUCGGCGAAGGCUGAAUUCCGGCGAGAUUUGGGUGCUUGGUGGACGGCCCGGUUCGCGCGGUUCCGGCGUACCAGGGCCGCGCGUUGGUUACAUGCCGCAGGAGGUGGCACUGUACGGUGAGUUCACCAUUCGCGAAACGCUCAUCUACUUCGGCUGGAUCUACGGCAUGACCACCGAUCAGGUGGAUGAAAAGACAGACUUCCUGUGCAAGUUGCUGCAGCUCCCGAACGCAUCGCGGUUCGUGAAAAACCUCUCCGGAGGCCAGCAGCGACGCAUGAGUCUUGCGGCGGCCCUCUUGAACGAACCCGAGCUGCUCAUCCUCGACGAACCCACCGUCGGUGUGGAUCCGGUACUGCGACAAAGCAUAUGGGACCAUCUGGUGGAGAUCACCAAGUCCGGCAAUACGACCGUCAUCGUGACGACGCACUACAUCGAGGAAACCCGACAGGCCCACGUGAUCGGACUGAUGCGUGGUGGCAAGUUCCUGGCGGAGGAGUCACCCGCGGACCUGCUAGCUCAGUACCAAGCGGAAUCACUCGAGGACGUGUUUCUGAAGCUGUCCGUGCUGCAAAAUAUGGGCAAACGAAGACGAUCGUCGAUCGCGCAGGAGGUCGUGGAGCAUGUGCGAAUACCGGCAAUCAGCAAUCCGGCGCUGGAUCUUUCACCGGAGGAAGAUCACGGCGAAAUAUCCGGAGAGUUUGGCGACAACAUAUCCAUGUCAUCUCGGGGGCCUGAUGCGGUUACGCCAGAAAUUCAAGCACCACCAUUACCACCGGAAGAGGAUACGAAGACGCCGUUCGUGGACUACUUGAAGAUCAUCAAGCCCAACCAUAUGCGGGCGUUAAUUUGGAAAAACUUCCUCUGGAUGUGGCGUAACGUAGGCGUAAUGGCGUUCAUCAUUGGACUACCGGUGGCACAGAUUAUUCUUUUCUGCUGGGCGAUCGGACAUGAUCCCGUUGGGUUGAAGCUCGCCGUUGCAAACUACGAGCUGGAGGAGGCAGGCUUCGGACUCCAGGACUGUCCAGUAUACCCCGGGUGCAACUAUUCUUUGCUCAGCUGUCGGUACAUGGAAUAUUUAAAAAAUAGAAGCGUAGUAAUAGAGCUCUUUUCCACCGAAAGCGACGCGUUACAAGAAGUGAGUCGAGGAAAGGCGUGGGGUGCACUGGUAUUUGCUUCGAACUAUUCCGAUUCGCUCGUGGAUCGAACCGAACGAGGCCGUGAUGUGGACGAUUUCACAAUAGACGCAUCAAAUCUUGCCGUUACCAUGGAUAUGUCAAAUCAACAAAUAGGAACACUGCUCUACCGGGACAUCCAGUACGCCUUCUUCGAUUUUAUCGAAAACAUACUGACGGACUGUGACGUGAACCCAUCGAACGGGCGAAUUCCGUUCCAAUGGAACAAACCCGUGUACGGUGAUCGGAAACCAAAUUUCACCGACUUUGCCGCACCUGGUGUUAUUCUCACCAUCAUAUUCUUCCUCUCGGUCGCGCUAACCUCUGGCGCCAUGUUGAUCGAACGUAAUGAAGGAAUUCUGGAACGUUGCCUUGUUUCUGGCAUUACCGGUAUCGAGAUUCUUUUCUCCCACGUUACCACCCAGUUCCUGGUGAUGUGCUUCCAGACAGCGCUCGUCAUGGUGUUUAGCUUCUCCGUCUUUAACCUCACCAACCGAGGCGACAUCGUGUGGGUUAUACUGCUCACCAUCCUGACCGGUCUUUGUGGCAUGUGCUUCGGCUUCGUCGUAUCCUGCUCCUGUGAUAAUGAACGCUCGGCUACGUAUAUGGCGAUGGGUAGCUUCCUGCCGAUCGUCAUGCUGUGCGGUAUCAUCUGGCCGAUCGAAGGCAUGCAUCCGCUCGUCCGUGUGUUCUCCGUCUUUCUGCCACUCACCAAAUCGACCGAAUCGUUACGCUCCAUACUGCAGCGUGGCUGGCUAAUUGAGGACCCGAACGUGUACAUCGGUUUCGCCUCGACCGCCAUCUGGAUCGUGAUCUUCCUUACCAUUAGCAUACUGUUGCUCAAGUUCAAGAAGGGAUAAGCUGCUUCAUCCUGAAAGGUUUCAUCUAAAUUUCGUGAUGGUGGACACCGCUCCAAACGAGCCCUACUGCCCACCAAAUCGGGGGUUGCUUAGUCAGACGGGGGUUUAUAUCUUAGGUUAUUUUUUUUUGUCUUUGGCUGGUCUAGAAUACAUUUCAUUUGACGGUCCCAACGGGGUAGGUAGGUUAUCUAUCCUUAAAGAAGAACUGAAGCGUGCACUAGACGGUACCGGAAUGGCAUAUCUCUUCGUAGGCAAAUCGACACCUCCGACAACAAGGGGGUGUGCGUAGGCUAGCAUGUCUAUAUUUAUAUCAUUCUCCAUCGACCGUUCUCCUCAUAACGUAUGACCCUACUCAGCAUUCGGUAGCUUUGACUGUACGUUUACACUGUGCGUCUCAAAUUGCUCUUUUGGUUAGAUCGUACGAAAAGCGGGAUAAGCGCAUGUUUUGGUAGAUUAAGCAGGAUAAAGGAAUUUAAUA
Molecule: messenger RNA, 3110 nt
Organism: Anopheles moucheti
Lineage: Eukaryota; Metazoa; Arthropoda; Insecta; Diptera; Culicidae
Gene: osy
Product: ABC transporter G family member 23
Exons: 9
Coding region: 299-2632 (777 amino acids)
Cellular component (GO): membrane
Molecular function (GO): ATP hydrolysis activity; ABC-type transporter activity; ATP binding
Source: RefSeq, a predicted model, not a curated record